CCCCAGUCUCUGUUCUAGAGGUUCCAAAUCCUGUUCCCUGGGGAACCCGACGGAAGCCUGGAACAGGGGGGGAGAAGAAGAAGCCUGACUUUAAGGUUCCGCCUCCUGGAGAGAUGCAGAGUCUCAGGCCUGAGCAGAUUCGGGGGCUGCUGGAGCCCGAGAGGGCUAAGUCACUGCUGCCUCGGGAGAGCAGGGCCUGGGAGAAGCGUGCCGCCUUCACCAAGGACUGGGUGACUGUGGAGGUUGGGGCCUCCGGCUGUGACAGUUACGAGGAAGACCUACCUUCUCCCGAGACUGGGCUUCCCCAGGAGUGGAGCUCGGUAGAGGAAGACAAUGAGUCAGAGGACUCCCAGGGCUUUGUGGAGUGGUCAAAAGCUCCGCAGCAAACAACCAUAGUCUUGGUAGUGUGUGUGCUUUUUUUGUUCCUGGUUUUAACAGGGAUGCCUAUGAUGUUUCAUAUUUAA
Hippopotamus amphibius kiboko is the source of this 464-nucleotide messenger RNA. It is a transcript of the gene SMIM17, whose product is annotated as small integral membrane protein 17. NCBI's taxonomy places the organism in Eukaryota, Metazoa, Chordata, Mammalia, Artiodactyla, Hippopotamidae. The coding region runs from base 114 to 464 and encodes 116 amino acids. The transcript has 4 exons. The record is from RefSeq and is a predicted model, not a curated record.